Molecule: messenger RNA, 13498 nt
Organism: Monodelphis domestica (gray short-tailed opossum)
Lineage: Eukaryota; Metazoa; Chordata; Mammalia; Didelphimorphia; Didelphidae
Gene: C1H20orf204
Product: chromosome 1 C20orf204 homolog
Source: RefSeq, a predicted model, not a curated record
UCAUCUGCCUGAAAGACUUGAUGGGACAGGAUACGAAGAGGCGGAGAGGGGAGGACUGGCAGUUCCGAAGUGCUCCCCUCUCCUCCCCUCCCCUUCCCUCCCCCUUUCAUUCCCUCCCUCUCGCUCCCCUAUCGCCUGGUGGAGCCAACUUCAAAUGCAGAGUCUCAGGCACUUUUAGGGAGUCUGGCAGCUGUCUGCCCAAGGGGGAUCAACUGAGCUGCGGGACCUCUGCUUGAAGGGGAGGCUGGGGCAGGGAACCCAGGGUCCUGCAAGGAUCAUGCUGCAAGGCUACCCUGCCUGAGUGGGGGGCCCUCAGGGGUUCCCGGCUCUUAGAGAGCCCAAUGGUGCUUGCCAAGACUGCUCUCUGGGUGCUGCUCCUGGCUAUUCUGGGUUCAGCCCUAGGGCGUGGCGGCAGGCGCAGGGGCUGCAACAUAACAGACGUGCUUCGACAUUACCGCGCUGUCAUUUUCGAGGAGUUACAGGCAGUGAAAAACUUGCCUGGCACCCGGGUUCUCAGGCGACGGGGAAGAGGGCGAGCAGGGGGCGCCUCCUGCAGGGCAGAAAAGGAGCACCGUAUCUUGAUGUCUAUCUCGUCCAUUGGACGGGCUCUGCUCAAGGCAGUGGCCGAGACCGGGGCCGGAUCCCCACACCGCCGCAGGACCCUGGAGGAGGCUGUGUGGACCGUGGCCGUGGACACUGAGGCAGUGACCCGAGACUACUGCGGGACUCUGCAUCAGCGAAGCCAGAAGCGGCUGAGUCAGGAGUGGCAGGAGCGGAAGCAGGGUCCUGAGAUGGAGCCAGAGCUGAACCUGGAGCCGGCCCUUGUCUCGGGUCGGAGUCGGGGUCGGGGCCAGAAACGGCGUCUAUUGGGAGCCGUGGAACACUUGGCUGCCUGCUGGGAGAAACUGUUCUCUCUGCGCUCCCAGGCUUCGGCUGCGGGGAGCUACUACUAGCCGGGAAGAAAUGGGGUUUGGGGGAGGGGAGGUCCUCAGUGAGUUCUCUGUCCCCUGGGUCUGGGGGGAGGGGCGGUUUCUGGACUUGAGAGGGGGAAUGGUUGGCCUAUGGCUUCUCCCUGCCUCAUCUCUCCUCCUAACCUCCAGUGUGCUCCACUAGGUGUGUGAUUGGGGCAGGGAGGAAAGGAGAAUUCUUCCUCUUUUCACUUGGAUGCAGCCUGGUAAUCUGAGGGCUGGGGUGGAGGCGGGGGUGGGUGGGGUUUAAGGCUUAAAUAGUCCUUAUUUACGCUUCAUCAGUUCACCUCUUAUGGACUGAGUUUAUCUCCUGAGAGCCAGAUGGGUAUUGAGAGUGGGAGCCCCAGUUCUGUGUCCCAGAACGACAUGAGCAAUUUACUCUUUUGUACGGUGCUAAAAGUGAUAUUUGGGGGAUUGAUCUAUCUUAAUGCACUUCCCUAACUCCGCACUGAAGACUAUUCUGGACUAACAUCCCUCAGAGCCCAGGAGGAAGCUGCACCUCUGUACUGUCUGGUGCUGGCAAUGCUUAACCCAGUCCAAUCAGCGAUUCUCCCCAAGGAUCUGGCCCUUGGGUCAGGGCCAUAUCCCCGCUCUCGAGGCCUCAGGGACUGGUGGAUGGCUAGACUGAAGCUGGAGGGAAAAGUGAUAUAAAGGUCAUCAGAUAAUGAGCUAGUGCCAGGUUUAUGGACACAAAACAGGAACUGGGGCUUCUCGAACAAUUUGAAGAAAUGAAGAAUAGCUUCUGUCAGCAUGUUAACUUGAAAACUGUUACACGCACCUUCUUCCCCACUACUCAGGUCCUUUGUUCCACCUCAGGCUGGGGUUCCCAAAAGAAGAUAGGUUUGUAAGUGGGGGGAUGCAUCAUUAUUUACCUGAGUAUGUCUGGCACAGAUUUCCAGUUACUUCUUUGAAAAUCCUUCCUCCUCACCUCUAUCCCCAAUACUUCCUGUAAAUAAAUGGUAUUUGGCUAUUAACACCCAGUAAUUAUACUAGGCUGGAAUUGACUUAUUCCUGCACUAACCUGUCCCAGUACUCAUUUUUCUGGGCACUAACUUGCCUGGACUUGCUCAGGUAUUUCAUCUGCCCAGAGACUGACCCUUCCAGGCAUCAAUAUAUCUAGUAGAAGCCCCUGAACUGGAGUAGAGGUAUGCACAGCUCAGUAUCAUGGAGAGGGGAGUGGCUCCGACCCACCUUGAUUCUGCAGCCCAGUCUAUCCUGUUCCAUAGAGAAGGCAGUAGAGUAGGGCCCUUACAGUUAUAGGGAAGGGAAGUAAGGGAAUUUCUGGGCCUUAGUCCUUGGUUUGCUCACAGAGAAAGGCCAUUCUAAACCUGAUCUUCCUCCAGUUCUCUGUAGUUACUGGUGUCUGGGGGAUAACUUUCAACUAGAUGGAUCCAGAGAUCUUGCAUUAGAGGCUGUUUGUGGGGUGACCAGGAACCAAGACUGGGAUGGAACACUGACUCAGUUUUUCCAGAAUCACAGUCUAGAUUUCAACCAUACUGCAGCUCAGACAUUCACACUACUUUGCUCACACCACCUUUGGACUGGCCUGAGCCUCCUUGUGACACUCCUGCCACCACCCCACCCCCUCCCUUUAUUCCUCCAUCCCAGCUUUCUGUGAUAAGCCUAGUUGCACUGCAUGGAUUGCCUUAGAAUCUUUGAAUUCCCUAUUGGGUCACUAGAAUCCCAAGGAAAAAGGACUCCUCUUCAUAUAUAGCGCAGCCCUUCUGAGUUUCAUGACAAGGGAAAAUGGAGAAUUGCAUUUGGGCUUUGGAGACCCCAUCUGAUUCUGAUUCCUGCCUUUUAUUAACCCUUUCUCACUUCAGUCUUGUUCCAUGUAAAAUUUCACCCCUUUCUGUAUUUGUCUAUCUUACUGGUAAGGGGAUAAAGUGACUUUUGCAGCAGGGGGGACCUGAACCCUAAACCUUUUCUCCCAGAAGGCCACUUCUGUGAUUUUGAUAUUCAGCCGAGGUUUUCUGGGCAUAAACCUUCCCAAUUCCCAGAGGCAAGUAGGGCUCUCCCACAGGAUGUUGGGCGUUAGUUAUCCUUCUGAGUCCCUGUUCCCAUUCCAGGCAUAGUGACCUAAAAAGGUACCUUAGUAAUCCAGGAAAAUGAUUCACACUAAUGGGAAGUCUCCUCUAAGCCAAACUGUGUUGGGCCAGGUUCACCUAGGCAGAAUUUGUUCUGGACAAGCUCACCUGAGUGAUGCUUCCUUGGUAAGGCUGAUCUGGAUCUCUCAGCUACUUCUGAGAGAAGGUCUGCAUGAUCCUUCUUAGAUCCACUUCACUUCUACCCCUACUCCCUUGCCUCUAGACCAAAACAGCCUCCCUGCUAAUGUCCCUAGUUAUCCCAGAAGUCUGAGGAGUUGGGAGGGAUAAUUUUGAUUUAGUUUUGUAGUCAGAUGUACAUGUACUGAGGCCACCAGGGGUCAGUAUGACCUGGGGUGGGCAAGGGGUUCCCCAGAGUCCAGUUCCAACCCCACAGAGUCCUCCCCUCCCACUCACCCUUCUCCCUUCUCAAGAGUCUUGGCUAUGUUAGUGGCCAGCAGAGGGCAGACUUAGGACAUAUUGGGCAGUUUCUCCUUUAAGGGAUCCUGGGAGAUGACUGACUCAGAAGAUCCAAGAAGGAUCCUUGCUCUCAGAUCCUGUUUAGUUUUUAUCCCAUCCUAGCCCUCAGGUUCCUUCCUGAUCCCAGUCCUCAUUCCUUCCAAGUCUCCCUUUCCUCCCAUCUGCAUUUGUGAGAAGAUGGAAGAGAUGGAGAAAGUUAGGACCCUCCUUCCCAAUGACAGACAUUGGGGGUGGGGGUAGGGAAUGGAGAUUAAGGAAUAUCUGCUCGGGAUGGAGUUGGGUGAUUGUCACAGUUCAUUACAAUGUAAUGAGGCGUUGCCCUAAAUUAAAGACCCCUGAAUUUAUGUGGAUAAUAAUUCAGUUAGGGAAAGAGGGAUGCACAGGAAACUUGUCUGACUUUCCAAGCAAUUAUGGAAUGAUAGAAUUUAAGAGCUAGAAGGGAUUUCACAUUGGCCAUCUAAUCCAACUCAGACCUGGAAGGAAAUGUCACUAUAACAUACCCAGUAAGUGGGCAUCCAACUUCAGCUUGACGACUUCCAUUGAAGGGGAACCCCACCCCUUUUUGAAGUAGCCCACAUCCCUUUGGAAAAGAUCUAAUUGUUUAGGAGGUUUUUCCUGACAUCAAGUUUAGGCUGUCUUCUUUGCUGCUUCCACCUAUUUCUUGUUUCAUUCCUCUGGAGCCAAGAAGAACAAAUCUAAUGCCUCGACUACAUAAUAACUCUUCAACCUUUCCCAGUCAGGACUUGGUGGUGAUUUCUCACUAUGUCUCCCUUGUAAGACUCAGUAUAAGGUCAGAGGAAAUUUACAGGCAGCCGGGCUUGAGAUGUUAGGAGUUAUGACUCACAGGAUCUAGUUUCCUCCCCCAAAGCCAAACGGGUUUUCAGGCCCAUUUCCCAAGGGGAACUCUGUUUGCAAGUAUGUCCAUAUGUGCCUGUCUAUGUGUAGCUAUUUCUCUAUUCAACUCAACAUUUAUUGAUGAAUACUCUUGUGUGCUGAGCCCUGCAAGGCACAGUUCUGAGCACUGUAAGGAGGACAAAAGAGUAAGAGGGGAUACAUUUUUUUGGUAAUUUGUUGUGUUAUACGUAUAUUUCCUUGUCUGCUUCUUGAUUAGGUGGAGGGGAAAUUAGGCAAGCGCACAAGUGGAUCCGUUAUCUCUUAGGUCCUAGUGUUUCCACCUCUACAGAGAGCCACAAGUUAUCCAUGACUUUUCAUUCUUCGUGAUUCUUGUCCAUAAGUACUCCGCGAAUUCUUUCCAACGGGAUGGAGGAUUUCCUUUGGUUCUUUUAAUAGAUAGCAGUGCAGUGUUCAGGUUCUUCUAGUACUCUUCCUCACUACAGCGACUAUCCUACCUUAUUUUCAGGUUAUAUAUCUCCUUGAUGAUGCCUUACGUGUCAUUUCUCAAACAAAUAAUUGUUGGCGAUAUAACUCCUUUAUAUGUGUCUCCUCGUUGGUCUUUUGGAUGGUCUAUCCUUUUUAUCCUUCUGAGUUUCUUGUUCCUUAAUUCACAGUUAGAUGGUGAAAGGAAGGAGAAAAGCAUUUAAUAAGUACCUAUUAUGUAUGAGGCACUGUGCUAAAUGCUGUACAAAUAAUUUUUUCUUUGAUUCUCAUGAUAAUCCUAUGGCUUAGAUUCUAUUAUUUUCCACAUUUUUCAGAUGAGUGAACUGAGGCAGAAAGCAGUUAAGUGAUCUAUUCAGGAUCAUAUAGCUAGUAAGUAUGUGAAGCCAGAUUUAAAUUUGGGCCUUCCUUCCUCCAGGCCCACUGUGCCACCUGCUGCAGUAUUGAUGUUGAAAAAAAUGGAUUUUUGUGGCAACUCAUGAUAAUGAAAAGCCCAGAACAACUUCCCAAAUGUGAUUUAGACUAAUUUUUCCUUUUCUUUAUGGGGCCAUUAUUCCUCCGUGUGAACUGACACUUUCCCCUUAGUGGAAAAACCUCAUCAGCCUUGGUACUUCUCAUCACUGCCUCUUUGAUAGGAGGGUGGAAGUAUGCUCUUAAAUCUCUGUUUAGGUAUGGAACUUAGACAUCUUGUCAUUUCUCAUCUAGUUGCACUACUUUGGGACUUCACCAUACCCCAUAUCAAAUCCUUCCCCUGUCAGAUUGUAAGUUCUUGAGAGCAGCAACUUUCUUUUUUUCCCAUAUUUGUAUCCCUAGUGCUUAGUAUAGUGCCUUGCAUAUAGUAGGUGUCUAAUAAAUGCUUAUUGAUUAUUGACUGAAGAGUCGACUAACUUUUUGGUCUGCUCAUCCAACUGCAUGCCACUAACUGGAUAACAUGCAUUUUUUCCCCCCACUGGGUUUCUCCAUCAUGGAGGGCUAAAUUGAUGUCUUUUGAGUAGCCAUGAACCUCACUGAGGAGACUCUAGUAUUCUGAGACUCGGUGCAAUAUUUAUAAUAUUAUCUACAAACUGGAACAUCUAUAGAUUCUUACUCCAAAUACGGAAUCCCUCUUCUAUUUGGACUUUGAAUAGAACAUCUCCACGAUUCUAGAGAACAAAUGUCUUCCUGUUUUAUACCUGGCUUUAUGUUCAAUUUCAAAAGAUCAUUAAACAAAGUUAUGUUUCUAAAUAUUUGUCAUAUACUCUUGCAUGAUCUUAGCACUCAAAGGGAACCUUUUAGGUGACCUAUCACCCUACUCAGUCAAAUACUUUUUUGGAAUCAACAAACAACAAAACACAGCAGGUUGUUACAUUCUUGACCUCUCAAUUAGUUGUGUGACUAUGAAGAUGUGGUCUGUUAUAAAAAAUAAUGUGCAUAAGCCUGCCUGUUCCCUUCUCAUGUUUUCAUAAAGAAUAAUUUCAAAGAUGAUUACCAUAAUAACUAUAUUUUGGUGUCAUUAUCUUCUUAAUUGCCUUUUUUGGAUAAUAUGAACAUUUUGAUUAAACAAAAUAUCUUUCUCUCUUUCAGCAGUAUCUUGAAAGUUGAUUCCUGAUUGAUUAUAAAAUUGUGUUUUGUCUAGCAGCUUUCCCUCAGUGGAUUUGGUCAGGUCUUACUCUUUCUGAUCACAUCUUUUUAAUCUAAAAGUGUUGGUUCCACUGUGAUCAAAAUCAAUAAUAGAUAUGUUCCAAUUCACAUCCAUUUGUUCUCCUUUUUCCCCUAUUCCAUAUAAAAAUACACUUAGGAUUAUAUGGCUUAGCUCAGUUAUCACACCAAGCUUUCUUUAGCAGUAUUCUCUUCUUUCUUCUCUUUUGCUUUUUUUUUUUGGUAAGGUGAUAUUGAACAUAAUUUAACAUUGUAUGUAAUGCUUUGCAAGUGAACGUAUUCUUUAAAUAUUUGUUGCCCUUGGUGGCCCCUUGCUUGGCAAAGAGAUCUAGUGUUUGUUAGCUGAGACAAUUUCUGAGCUCUUUUGGCAUCCUCAUCAUGGCAAUUUUUCAUCAGAUGAAAUUUCUCCAAGAAAUGGUGAUAGGCAUAGCACAGUCAAUGUCUUUAGUCUGUUUCCCUUUUGGAAGGAGACAAUGGAUUGCUUUUACAAAUUUAGAAUUGCUAUAAUCACAUACUGUACUAUCUUGUUUUUAUCAUUUUUUAAUUUUGCAUUUACCUUGCCUUUUAUAUUAACUAUUCAGUGAUCUGAGUGCAUACAGGCAGAUGAUAUGUGAAAAACUUUCAUAUCAGUGAUUGAUUGUUUCCUUUUCAUCAAAUUAUCAAUAAUUUAAUUUUAUUUGGUGAUAUUGCCUUGUUUUCAUCAUGUCCAUUGCUUCCAGAUAGUCUUUCAAGAGAAAAUAUUCAUGAUAUACAGAACAUAACUAAUAAGUAAUAUAAGUAAUACAAAUAAUCACCAAACUCUUGCCACUCUCAUUUUAUAAGUCUUAACUGUUUUCCAACAAGGAUUUUGCUGUUCUUUCCUUUUGCAUUGAAAUGACCAGCUUCUAAGUAUCUUUGUCUUGAUUUAGAGGAUAUUGUCAAGUUAUGUGUAGAAUUCCUCUGUUUUCAUCCUCUGCAACAGAGUUGGCACAUAAGCUGCAAUAGCAGUUGGUGGAUUUUGAUGAAGUGCCCUGUGUAGUGAUUUCUUGUCAUCUUGGGGGGCAUGUUGGGGGCAUGUUGAAACUGAUUUUGACAACUCUUUUAUAGGUUUUGCUGAGGAGAACUUGUAAGCCAGUCUUCCAUUGGCUAUAAUCUGUUUACUUUCUAGACAUUUAUAGGAGGAAUGGAUGUGAUUCAAUUUCUUCAGUAAUUCAUCCACUUAUUGGUAAAUAUCUCACAUUUAGAUGAUCCACAAGUAAAUGAAUGUUUGUAGGUGGUUAAAAAUGACAAGAUUCUUAGCAUCCUGUCUCCUUUUCUUCUACCAUAAUGGAAAAACUAUAGAAAUGGAAAUGAACUACAAGAGGACUAAAGAUUAUAUUGUAUUUCUAUCUGUUUUAUGAAAUUCUGUGUUCAAGGAAUUCACCAUGUAGCAGUUAACUUUUGAAGAAUGAACUCUUCUAGGCUAUUCCUUUGGAAGAAGAUACAAUUUUUUAACUCUUCCAUUAGACUCCAAACUCCUUGAAAAUAAUGACUUGUUUAAAAUAUCUUAAAAAAAAUUUUUUUUUAGCCUUUCAUUGUAUCCCAAAUACUAAGUGCUGUACUUAGAACAUAGUAGGGACUUCGUAAGGUUUAUUUAACUUACUUUAGCAUUUACCUAAUGUCUGAGUGUUAGAUCUAUCUCUGAGACUGUAUAUAAAAUGUUACCAACUUAAUAAGGCUUGCCAGAGCUUGUAUUGACAUAGUUUUCUAGAACCUAAGGUUCUAGACUUUCUUAAUGAAGUCUAAAAAAUGGACAGACCCUCCCCACAUACUCCAAACUUUCAUGAAGCCAGGACAAAUUCUGAUUGUAUGAGAGUAAAUUUGAGAUUAUAGAAAGCUCCAAUGAGUUUGUUUUAGAGAGCCAAUGUGAACCUAUCCCCAAACCAGAAGUUGGAAGAAUCAUUGUCUUCUGGGACCAUGAAGGAGAUGGACACUUCCAGCCUAGUGAGGAUCAUGAAGCUCAACUUUACUCAAAACUUAGACCAAAGUGUUAAGAUCCAGGCUAGAAAUGGGUAGUUUUAUUCUAAUGGCCUUCCUUUGGUUUGAGAUAUAUAUAUAUAUAUAUAUAUAUAUAUAUAUAUAUAUAUAAAGUUAUGUAUCCUUAUUGUAAAUAGAUGCUAGAAAACCCUGCUUUUGAUGGAUGAAGUAUGGAGAGAGAGCAAGCAGAUUUUAGAACUAAGCAUCUCAUUAUAGUGCAGUGUCAUAAGAAGGGGAUCGGGGCCAUCAGGGAUUGGUUGAGGCAAAUCUCUAAAUCCAGAUAGCUAAGGAGGUUCAAAAGGCAUGGAAGUCAGAAGACAUGGAGCCUCAAAUUGGGGUUCAGGGAUUUGGAAAUGUUUAAAAAGUGGUGAGAGUCCUAGAAUAGGGCAAAGAUACCCUAGACUAUCUCCAAGGAUGUAUUGCUAUCCACAGGAAGUUGGGCCAGAUUAACAAAGCUUAAAGCUUAGGGCUAAGUGGUAUUUCAUAGUUACCUUGCUUUCGUUGAACUCAAAACCAAAAGGAGCAACUAGAUAUUGCUGUUGAGUUGUUUCAAUUGUGUCCCAUUCUUCAUGACUCCAUAUUUGGUGUUUUCUUGGCAAAGAUACUGGAAUGGUUUGCCAUUUCUUCCUCUAACUCAUUUUAAAGAUGAGGAAAUUGCGGCAAACAGAGUUAAGUGACUUACCAGGGUGACGUGGCAGUCAGUGUCUGAGGCCAGAUUUGAACUCAGGAAGAUGAGUCUUCCUGACUCCAAGCCCAGCACCCUAUCCACUGGGCCACCUAACUGCUUUUUAGGAGAAAUUGGACAUAAAUACAGUAUCUACAACAAAAGACAUAUGUUGUAAGUACUAUAAGAGAGGAAGAGAAUGUUGAAGAAGCCCAGAGGAAGGAGAGGACACUGCCACCUUCGGAAUUGAUGGAAAACACUUUACAGAGUUGGUAGAAAUGAGUUAGACCUUGAAGGACCAGGGGUGAAGGAAGGGUGAGAGGAAGGAGGGAAUCCAUGCCAGGCUAGGAUCUAAGCAAAAUAAAGCCUGGAAAAGCCCCAGCACCUUUGGGGGAUGGUGAGCAAGUGGGCCAGUUUUUCUGAAGGAAGAAUUGCAUGAUAUAUGGUUAGAAUGAGGGAUGGGAGUGGACUGAGGAGUUUGGUUCUCAUUUGACAACAGGGAGUCACUGAACCCUUGUGCAAAGGGAAAAGCUAUUCUGUCAUUCAUUAUUCCAUAAAAGGGUCAUAUAUUCAACACUGGAGGAAAAUCAGAGAUGAGUAAGAUAGGCUCCCUGCUAAAAGAGAACUCAUUUGUCUAGAAUGGUUAUCUGUACAUUAGGAAGGAUGAAUUGGAAAGUGGAGAGACAGGAGACGGGAAGCUCAGUAGGCAGCUACUGCAAUAAUCUGAAUGAGGAAAGAGUUCUCAGUCAAGGUUUUGACAAUAGGAAAAAAAGGAGGUGGGAGAUGUGGAGGCAUUAUUAAACUCUUUGCACAGAUUUUUGCUCCUCUUUUCUGGCCCACAAGGUCUGGUCUUCCAUCCCUACCACCAUUUUUAGGCUCUGAGUCACCCUACCCAUCAUGGACUUAGAAACUAAUCAGAUAGGAAGGUGGGGGGUGAAGGAAAGGAAAUGAUCAAAAGUGACCCUGAUCUUUUGAACCUGGGUGACUAGAAGGGUGAUUAUGCCAUUAACAGACAUUGGAAAGUUGGGGGGAGGGACAUGUUUUGGGGAGAAUGUGAUUAGUUAGGUUUUGGAUUGUACCAUAUUUGUGUGUUUUCCAUGGGUGUGACUGUAUGUUCAUUUCUAUGUCCCUGAGUAUAUGUAUGUGUUCUCAUUUGGGGUGAUCAUGGGAAAAAGAGAGGGCAGGGGAGGGGCCUUAGAAGGACAAAGCCAAAAAUGGAAUGAGAUCCAGGGGGAACCUCUAGGGCUUUAGGUGAAUUCAGAGCAAAAACAACCGGAAAAAGGAAACUGGUGAGAAGAGGAAACAGAAAUAACUCAGAGCUGCCCGGGGCCAUCUAAGGGAUAGGAGGCUGCUUCCUCCAUCUCUGGGAGGGUCUAGUUCCCUAUCUGCCUCUCCUCUUAACUGAAUCUAGUUAUUUUUCACUCUGGUGCCUCCAUUCACAGGGUUUGAUUGCUCCUUUCCAAACCUGACUCCCUCUAGAGGCUUAGCCCCUCUUCUCCCUGUCCCCUAAACAGGGGACUCUCCCUCCAUUUACAGUAUCUUGUCCCACAAUUCCUAAAGGAUAUUAUUCCUGCUUCCCACUCCCACCCCAAGUCAUAGACUGGUUACUCUUCCCUGGCAGGAUCUGGUUUUCCAAUCUGUCCCUUACUUAGAGUAUCUGGUUCCCCUCCCUUUUUAGAGUUUAGUCCUAGGAGUCUUGGUCAUGGGCACAGAGUAGGAUAUGGCCACCUGUCACCCAAUUUCCCUGGUUCUAGGGAAGGAGGAUCAGCAAGACUGAUUGUCACCAUCUUACCCCACCCCCAGCCAGCCUGAGGCCACUGAGUAUUUCUGCCAAGUGUCAAUUAAGUGCCAGUUGCCAAGGCCCAGUGUCAAGGGCUCUAGAAACUCUUGCUUCAUCCUCUGGAGUGAUGCCUCAAAGAAGAAGGUUCCCCUGAGGGAUCCCUUUUCCCUUUCCCACAUUUGUAGCUUUGUCAGGCUUUGUUAAGAGCUGCCCUGGGAUGAUCCUCAUCUAUAUAUUGUCAUGUGUUGUGGAAAUACUACCCAGGCUGGGUGAGUGGUUGAGGUCAUCGGCCUCCCUCCUUCCCUCACUCCUUCCUCUAAGGCUUGGAGUAACAAGCAGAGAGUGUCAAGUCCUUUAGAAAGGUCUUCCCCAGUAAGUUAGUGGGAGGAUAGAGUGAGGGGCAAGGCACAGAUAAUGCCAAGCAAAGAAUAAUCUCAUGCUCAAUUUUGUGUGGGGACAUUGUUGACUGCUCUGUUAAGUUCAUCUUCUGCUUGCGCUCAGUCACGGUCAAGGGAUUUUGCUGCCCGAGUCCAGGCUAACUUACUAGUAUCCCCUCAGGAGACCCCAGGGUGAAGACGAGAAUGGUUUCUUCCUCUUCAGUACUCAGCAGGUGGCCUUUGACUUAGGCACCCUGUAAAGAAAGGGGGUAUCUUUGGUAACCUUUGGGGAUGAACUGAAUGACUAAUUGUUUUCUUUUUCUUUUUUUUCCUGGAUGAUGGGAAGAACUAUCUGUGACAUUAUAUGAUGAUAUUUCCUUCCUCUCUCUGGGGGAGAGAUAGAGACAGAGUUUAAUUAGUGAGUGAGUCAGUGGGGAAUAUAUGGGUGGAGAAUGAGAGAAGGACACCUAGAGCCUUCCCCACUGACUAAUAUUUGACAUGAUUUUCUGUAAGACAAAUGAGUGCUGUCUAGGGCUUUGGCUAGGAUGAUGAUAUGGGGUGCAUGUGUGUGUUGUCAGGGUGGAAGGAAAGGCACUAGGAGUGAGUGUGAGUGUGUGUGUGUGUGUGUGUGUUGGUGGCAGUGGAGUUGUUAAAAUCAUGGUAGGUCACUCCACAAUGGACCAGUAAAAUUGGGAGGAGCCACAGAGUUUUCUCCAACCUAUAUUGUCUCAUUUUCUUUCUUUGUAUAUGGCCUUGGGUGGAAAGAAUAUUAGAUUUGGAGUAAGAAGACCUGGAUUUGAGUUCUAGCUUUGUGCUGUUGGAAGUUGUAUCAUCUCUCUGUUUCCUCAGUUAUAAAAUGGGAUUAAUGAUAUGUGUAUCAUGAGUGAAGUGAGGCAUAAAACAGAAAGGCAUAUCCUUGCCAGAGAUAUUUGGCACUCUCUUCCACAAAGUCUAAUUGUAAGAGUAAAUCCUUAUGGGUAAGUUUUUCCAGAUACUCCUAUGGACUGAUUUCCAGAUACUGCCAUUGUGUUGACUUAAGUGAGCCCUCAAGGAAGUAUAGAGCCUUUUUUAUGAAAUCCAGGACCACUUAAAAGAGAUUGGUCAGAAAGGGUGCUAAAAGACUGUCUGCCCUUUGAUCCAGCCAUAGCACUGCUGGGUUUGUACCACAAAGAGAAAAUAAAGAAAAAGACAUGUACAAGAAUAUUCAUAGCUGCGCUCUUUGUGGUGGCCAAAAAUUGGAAAAUGAGGGGAUGCCCUUAAAUUGGGGAAUGGCUGAACAAAUUGUGGCAUAUGUUGGUGAUGGAAUACUAUUGUGCUCAAAGGGAUAAUGAAGUGGAGGAAUUCCAUGGGGACUGGAACAACCUCCAGGAAGUGAUGCAGAGUGAGAGGAGAACCAGGAGAACAUCAUACACAGAGACUGAUACACUGUGGUACAAUUGAAUGUUAUGAACUUCUCUACUAGCAGCAAUGCAAUGAUCCAGAACUAUUCAGAGGAGCAUAUGAGAAAGAACACUAUCCACAUUCAGAGGAAGAAUUGUGGGAAAAGAAACACAGAAGAACAACUGCUUGAUCACAUGGGUUGAUGGGGAUAUGAUUGGGGAUAUAGACUCUAAAUGAUCAUCCCAGUACAAAUAUCAAUAAUAUGGAAAUGGGUCUUGAUCAAUGACACAUGUAAAAUCCAGAGGAAUUGUGCAUCAGCAGUAGGGGUUGGGGGGAGAGGAGGGAAAGAACAUUAAUCUUGUAACCAAGGAAAAAUAUUCUAAAUUAACUAAUUAAAUAACCCCCAAAUAAAAAAUAACAGGGGGCAUGGUGCUAUUGUCUUUUUAAAUUUUAUUUAUUUUUCAUUUUGUUAUUUUCAUGCAAAACAUACUUCCUGUAAUUUGGGGGGACUCACUCCUUAGAUGGAGAAAUAAGGGUUGAAGGCAGUGAGAAAAGAGUUGAUGAAAAUGGCUUCCCUCACUACUCCCUCCCAGAGUCCCUGAAUUACUUGAGGGAGACAAAAAUGGAGAUCUCCCCUCCAUGAAGGCUUGCCCCAUGAUAGCAGUGCCAGCCCUCAAAGGUGGCAGGGAAGUCUUUUCUACGAGGAAAGGAAUGUGGGACCUCAAUCUGGAUAUGCGCUGCUUUGGAGUGUGCCAAUGGGUUUAUGCUCUAGAUGUAAAUAAACAAGAUUGAAUUCA